Mauremys reevesii (Reeves's turtle) is the source of this 6769-nucleotide messenger RNA. It is a transcript of the gene AGO2, whose product is annotated as argonaute RISC catalytic component 2. Gene Ontology annotation, cellular component: RISC complex. Gene Ontology annotation, molecular function: RNA binding; protein binding; endoribonuclease activity, cleaving siRNA-paired mRNA. The transcript is spliced from 19 exons. NCBI's taxonomy places the organism in Eukaryota, Metazoa, Chordata, Testudines, Geoemydidae. Gene Ontology annotation, biological process: regulation of DNA-templated transcription; regulatory ncRNA-mediated gene silencing. The record is from RefSeq and is a predicted model, not a curated record. The coding region runs from base 75 to 2693 and encodes 872 amino acids.
GCUCCCCAGAGCCGCUGCUGAAGUAGGAACCGCCUGCCCUGUAGAGAGGCGCCGCCGCCUCCUCACGCGGAGACAUGUAUCCGGGAGCUGCUGCCGCCGCCGCCUCGUCCUCCUCCUCCCCUGGACCCGUGCUUGCACCUCCUCCACCAUUGCCACCACCAAUACAGGGAUAUGCCUUUAAACCUCCUCCUCGACCCGAUUUUGGUACUUCUGGAAGAACAAUCAAACUACAGGCCAACUUCUUUGAAAUGGACAUUCCUAAAAUUGAUAUCUACCAUUAUGAAUUGGAUAUAAAGCCAGAGAAAUGCCCUAGAAGAGUUAACCGAGAAAUAGUUGAGCAUAUGGUCCAGCACUUUAAAACACAGAUCUUUGGGGAUCGUAAACCAGUAUUUGAUGGAAGAAAAAACCUAUAUACAGCUAUGCCACUUCCUAUUGGGAGGGAUAAACAGGUGGAGUUGGAGGUCACGCUUCCAGGAGAAGGGAAGGACAGAAUAUUUAAGGUGGCUAUAAAAUGGAUGUCCUGUGUGAGUCUGCAGGCUUUACAUGAUGCUCUUUCUGGUCGGCUGCCAAGUGUUCCUUUUGAAACUAUCCAGGCACUGGAUGUAGUGAUGAGACAUUUGCCUUCCAUGAGGUAUACUCCUGUUGGCCGGUCUUUUUUUACUGCAUCUGAAGGAUGCUCAAACCCUCUGGGUGGUGGCCGAGAAGUUUGGUUUGGGUUCCAUCAAUCAGUCAGACCUUCACUCUGGAAAAUGAUGCUUAAUAUUGAUGUGUCUGCAACAGCAUUUUAUAAGGCACAGCCAGUAAUAGAGUUUGUUUGUGAAGUUUUGGAUUUCAAGAGUAUUGAAGAGCAACAGAAACCUCUCACAGAUUCCCAAAGGGUAAAGUUUACCAAAGAAAUAAAAGGUCUAAAGGUGGAGAUAACACACUGUGGGCAAAUGAAGAGAAAAUACCGAGUGUGCAAUGUCACCAGACGGCCAGCAAGUCACCAAACGUUCCCACUUCAGCAGGAGAGUGGACAAACAGUUGAAUGCACUGUAGCUCAAUAUUUUAAGGACAGGCACAAGUUGGUUCUACGCUAUCCUCAUCUUCCAUGUUUACAAGUUGGACAGGAGCAGAAACAUACAUACCUUCCUCUUGAGGUGUGCAACAUAGUGGCAGGACAGAGGUGUAUAAAGAAGCUGACUGACAAUCAAACUUCCACUAUGAUACGGGCAACUGCCAGAUCAGCACCUGACCGUCAAGAAGAGAUUAGCAAAUUGAUGCGAAGUGCAAGUUUUAAUACUGAUCCUUAUGUUCGUGAAUUUGGAAUAAUGGUCAAAGAUGAAAUGACUGAUGUGACUGGGAGAGUCCUACAACCUCCCUCAAUCCUGUAUGGAGGCAGAAAUAAAGCAAUUGCUACACCAGUUCAAGGGGUUUGGGAUAUGAGGAAUAAACAGUUUCACACUGGAAUUGAAAUUAAGGUCUGGGCAAUUGCCUGCUUUGCUCCCCAGCGACAGUGCACUGAAGUUCAUCUUAAGUCCUUCACAGAACAACUGAGGAAGAUAUCAAGAGAUGCAGGAAUGCCAAUCCAGGGGCAGCCAUGUUUCUGUAAAUAUGCCCAGGGUGCAGAUAGUGUGGAACCUAUGUUCAGACAUCUAAAGAACACCUAUGCUGGGCUACAGCUUGUGGUAGUCAUUCUGCCAGGGAAGACUCCAGUUUAUGCGGAAGUAAAGCGUGUUGGUGACACUGUGCUGGGGAUGGCUACACAGUGUGUUCAGAUGAAAAAUGUGCAAAGAACAACACCACAAACUCUGUCCAAUCUUUGUUUAAAGAUCAAUGUCAAAUUAGGAGGAGUAAAUAACAUUUUACUGCCACAAGGAAGGCCUCCGGUAUUUCAGCAGCCUGUCAUAUUCCUGGGUGCAGAUGUAACUCAUCCACCAGCUGGAGAUGGAAAAAAGCCUUCUAUUGCUGCAGUUGUAGGUAGCAUGGAUGCUCACCCUAAUCGAUACUGUGCCACUGUGCGUGUCCAGCAGCAUCGUCAAGAAAUCAUCCAAGACUUGGCUGCCAUGGUCAGGGAGCUGCUUAUUCAGUUCUACAAAUCAACCAGAUUUAAACCAACUCGCAUUAUUUUCUACCGAGAUGGUGUUUCUGAGGGGCAAUUUCAACAGGUUCUCCACCACGAAUUGCUGGCUAUCAGAGAAGCAUGCAUUAAACUAGAAAAGGACUACCAGCCUGGAAUUACAUUUAUUGUUGUGCAGAAAAGGCAUCACACCAGGCUCUUCUGUACAGACAAAAACGAACGGGUUGGAAAAAGUGGAAACAUUCCAGCAGGUACUACAGUGGACACAAAAAUCACCCAUCCAUCAGAGUUUGACUUUUACCUUUGUAGUCAUGCUGGUAUUCAGGGAACAAGCAGACCUUCUCAUUACCAUGUCCUCUGGGAUGACAAUCGUUUCUCUUCAGAUGAACUGCAAAUUCUUACCUACCAGCUGUGUCAUACAUAUGUACGCUGUACUCGUUCCGUCUCAAUCCCCGCACCAGCAUACUAUGCACACCUGGUUGCCUUCAGAGCCAGGUAUCAUCUGGUGGAUAAAGAACAUGAUAGUGCUGAAGGAAGCCACACUUCUGGUCAAAGUAAUGGCAGAGAUCAUCAAGCACUUGCUAAAGCAGUUCAAGUUCAUCAGGACACGUUACGUACCAUGUACUUUGCUUGACAUGUUUUAAUGUUUAGCGAUUCAGUAGAGUUGGAUUCACGUGAGACCAGCUGCACUUAGACCAACAGUUGCCCAAGCUACAGUGACAGCCAGCAAUGAGUGAUGCAUCUUUAUUUUAUUAGUUUUUUUCCAUUUGCAAGAAAGCCUUCCGUCCGGAAUUUCAGACUUGAUUAUGAACUGCAGACCCGUACAAAACCCCACAGUUGUUGGAAAUGUGGUUUGCCAAAAUCUCUAAGCUGCUUGUCAGAAAACAGACCCAUAUUUUGUAGUUAAAUCAAAAGCUAUGAUCUCAGGGCUAAAAACAAAACUUUUUCAUGUAGUUUGCUAUUCAAUUUAUUUGUGUGUUAAUAAUUUGGAAAUACCUUAUUCACGUCAAAUUUGACGGGCUCAGAUGCUGUGAGCUUGCUUUUAAAACAAAGAAAAGGAAAAGCACUACUUGGGUAUUUAUGAAGCCUUGAUCAUUCUGGAUGCAUUUACAAAAGUUUUAUUUUCAAAGUGCAAAAAGAUAAUAAUUCUGGUCCUCCACUGUCUUGCAGGAUCAUUCUGUAUGUCUAAGAACAAAUGUAUUUCUGAAAUUUGUUCUUGAAUGUCUUUUAUUGUGCUGCAUUUAAAGAUGUUUUUCAUAGACUUAUGAAAUAAUUUCAGAAAAAAAUGAACUUGUAUCUGAACCUUUAAUAGGUCCAGUGAGAUUGGCAAAAAAAAAAAAAAAAAGUGCCAUUUAAAUUUUUUUAAACUUUUUUUUUUUAAAUCAUACUGACAGCUAAUCACAGAAUUUGUCCUAUAGGACUGUGACACUUACUUUCCAAAGUUUCUAAAGAAUACGGGUCUGUGGUGAUAAAUACAGUACAAUCCUUCACUGUUAUGUUUGAAUUUUUGUAAAUUUUAUAUGUUUCACAGUAUUAAUGUGAUAGACUAGAUGCUAUUAUUUAUUUUAUUUACUAAGGCGUGCUCAUCAUAUUUCUGUUAACAUAUCAAGAAAGCUUUGGAUUUUAGACAUUAAAACCUUAUCAUGGAAACAUUAUUAUUCAAAUGCAGGAAUAUGCAAUUGACUUGGAUAUGACAGAGGUCAGAGAUACAUACAGUGUAUAUUGUAUAGCUUGUAAUUUCUGGAAAGACUUUUUCAGCAUGCACACAACAUGCCAGGUUUCACCUGUGCAUUCAGAGACACAUACACCGUGAGACCAACAUUCUCCAUCCAUUCAAGCACAAAACAAUUCUUCUUUAUUUAUUUGUUGAUUAUUGGUGAAGCAGCAGUUCAAAUUGAGGAGAAUGGUUCACUCUAUAUAGUUUAGCUAGCCAAAUUUAAUAGAAUCUAUGCAGUAAAAAUAACUCUUAGGAAACUGUUGAAGUUUACUUGUGGAAGAAAGUGAAACUCUUUGUUAUACAUAAGAUCAAUAGUAUGAGUGAGAUUUUUGCCAUUCUCUUAGGAGAAGUAUUAAUUAAUCUGAUAAUUAUUAGACAUAUAUGCUUCUGUUAGUUUGCACACUGGGUUCAUAUACAUCAUAAUACAUGUAUAAACCAUUGCACUAAUUGUGACACCAUAAACAAUUUUAGAAGAGGAGUGGGGGAAAAAAAACCCGAAAGUUGUUUAUGCUGACUUGAUUUUGUUUAAUGUUCUCAUAUGCUAAAUCAAGUACAUAUUAAGCAUGUAGAUUUUUUUUAAGUUGCAUUCUCUUGCUCUGUUUCAUUCAGCUCUCUCUUUCCCUUCCCCUAGCAAACACAUUUACCUCUAGCAUCAAGGUGAGCAAACAGCCUCAUCCAGAAUUAGUGUCAGUGCCAUAUUUUGUAUAAACUAGAACUGUUUGAUGUUGAGUAAGCCAGAAAAUGCCCAACUUUGCUGCCUAAAAGGUUUAGGUGCAUAAUUUUGUGCACAAGUUCAGGUCUGCACCUUAUAGCACAGCAUGCUGUUGCUCGUUUUGUUUGGCUGAAGCAACAAAGUAAAUUCUGUUAAUGGAUGAGUCAGUCAUAUGUACAUCAUGCUAGUUUAUUAUUCCUGGCUUGCUGUUGAAUUCAGUGGGCCAGAAUCUGUUCAGUUAUAGUUGUGUAAAUACUGGUAUUCCUGAUUACACUGGUAACUGAAAAUAGAAUUCAGCCCUUUGUAAUUACUAAGCAGGUUAUAAAAGCCUCCACUAAAACAAAUUUAGCUGAUUUGCAAUAGCAUUUCUAUGAUGGGUGAGUUGCACUUUUCUCUCUAGUAUUUUGAGCAGUGUAGAAAUUCAUUGCAGGCUUUAAUUUUGGCACAUUAUCAGACAAUUGUAUAAGUUAUUCUUUAAGAAGUUAAAAUAAUUAGUCAGCCAUUUUAAAAAUUCCACUGGUGGUUCUUGCUAUUCCUUAUGAUUAGGUGCUCAGGAUGAUACUUAUCAUCUUAUUCUCCUCUUUCCCUACUGCACAAACCUGGAGUAAAUUACUUUAUGUGGGCAACCAGAUACAGCAAGGAUCCACCUCAAUCCCACAUCCUGAAUUCAAGGGUAGAUCAAAGGGCUAUGGUGCCUCUUGUGGCUUCUGUUCUAGUCUAUGGGCUAGAAUACCAGGUGCUUCUCCAAUGUGGGAGUUCUGGUCUACUGGCUCUGUGCACAGAUCCAGAAGCUCCCACUCCAAAGACCCCUAACAUGCAGCCCAGAUACCCAAAAGACCUGGGUGCAGAGGAUUGCAGUGGGGGCUCUGCAGACACUUCACCAAAGUGUCUGUUGCCGCAGUGUCCUAUUAGCAUGAAUGGGAAUUGUGUGCAAUUCCCUAAAAUGUAAUGAAGUAUGCAAACUCCUGAGGAAUGAUUGUCAGUAUGGUGGGAUUGGGGAGUUUACAGUUUGUAGAUUACUCUAAUUUUAAAAAUGGCUUUGAUUUUUUCCUAAUGAAAUAUACAGUGAAUUAGUCCAUCAUAUAAUUUAAUUGAUUUAAAUAUUUUUAGGAAAAGUUUUUUAAUGGGCAAUGCACUUUGAAAAGUAGGCACUCGGUGUGCAUAACUGCUUUUUAUAAAGAUUAAUAUAAACAACAUGCAUAGACCAAAACAGCUCCAAUCAAAUAAACAAUACACCUUUAUCCUUUUCAGUUUACUCCAGACUGCAAGGACAUCAAUAUCUCUGGUAAACAUGUAUAAAUUUACCCACAAAAUAUUCUCUCUAAGAACUAAAGAAAAGUGUUUACAAAUUAUUGUGUAUACGAAGUUUAGGAUUGUGACACAUGCCCACAGAUGCUAUUGAAUUCAUAGGUAAGGUUGAUAGUUUUAACCAUUAUGUCACUAGUUCAAAUUCAGCUCAGGUCAGCAGUAACCAAAAGUACUUACUAUCUGCAGUUCGUUGGCCUGUGCAAAAAGAUGUCUAACUCCAAUUGCUAGAGAACCAUGAAACAGACCGUCUUCUGUUACAGUGGUUCUGCUCUGAGCUACAUUUGCACCAAUUGCGGCAAUGGUAUUUUGUAUCUUGGUCUAACAAUUGGUACAAAUUGGUCUUCUUGCUAGCAAAACCAGGUCAGGAUUGAACAAUGUGGAACAAUUGUGCAUUCACAAUGUAGUGUUUUGUGGAAAAACAGGUUCCAAGCUCUAAAGCUGUCAAUCUCAGAUCCUUUAUUAGCAUUAUAUUUAUGUAAAAUGAUUCAUAUGAAAAAGGCUGAUAAGUGAUGGACACGUUAGAAAUAGGUACGUGAAGCCUUACAUUGUGGGAAAGCGGGGGGGGGGGGGGUGUUGGAAGAUGAAGGGAUAAACAAUUAUGAGUUAAGUGUCAGCUAUCACUUUGAAUUUCCUGCCUUAUUUGUACCUAAUAUUAACACUACUGAAACAUAGAGAGACUACAGAAGCUAAUAGAAAUGCUGCUAUUCAAAGGUGCAAAACAAAACCAGCAAAGAUAACAUAUUCAAGGCUUCCAGCCUUUUUAAAAAAAAAAAGCUAGAUACGAAACUACUAUUGGGCUCUAUGGUGCCUUUUUAGGUUCUCCUGGUGUUCGGGGCUGAUGGAAGGUUAGAAAUCAUAGAAUAUCAGGGUUGGAAGGGACCUCAGGAGAUCAUCUAAUCCAACCUCCUACUCAAAGCAGGACCAAUCCCCAGACUUUUUUUUUUUUUCUUUAAAUCCCAGGUCCCUAAAUGGC